UACGUGCACAGCCUGUAAGUAUAUAAGUGAAUAAAACUCUCUCAAUUCUUUCAGGGACCCCAGUUUGAAAGCCCCUGGAGCGCCUGAGCAGUUCCUUCUCACCGGUUACAACUGUGACCAAGAACAAAACUUUCCACACGCUUCAGAUAGGCCUACUUAAAAUCACAAGAUCGUGUGAGAUUGUUUGAGAGCAAUCUUGCGGUACCACCCGCUCUUCAUUGGCUGGAGGAUGUGAGGAAAGCCCGCAGAUGGCGCUCUUCACCAAUCGCUCUUUUGUUUUUGUGGUUCGUCACUUCCGGGUGUGAGAUGGCGUGACAGCAGUGGGUAAAGAGAGUAAACCUGCUGUUUCGUUUUGACAGGUGAUGGGGGCAGACAGUGGUCCAGGAGCUCCAGCAGCCGUCCCGUGGCGUAAAGUCCUAUAUGAACGCCAGCCUUUCCCGGACAAUUAUGUGGACCGACGCUUUCUGGAGGAGCUGCGGCGCAACAUCCGAGUGCGUCAGUACCGUUACUGGGCGGUGGUGCGUGAGACGGGGCUCAUCGCACAGCAGGUGUCCUGCUUGGCCGUCUUCCUCACAUUAUGGUCUUAUAUGGAGCAGGGAGACCUGGUGCCGUCCGCGGUGCUCUGGGUCUGUCUAGGCUGUGCUCUGCUGGGAUACGGACUCUACGAGAUCCUGGGAGGCUCUUGUGUUCGGGAGCGAACGCGCCUGGCGGACCUACAGAGUGCAACUAUCUUCCUGGCGUUUACCUUUGGGUCUUCACCUGUUUUAAAGACUCUAACUGAGUCGGUUAGUACAGAUACUGUGUACGCCAUGUCAGCUGUGAUGCUCCUGGCUCACUUGGUGUCCUUCCCGUAUGCUCAGCCCAGUCCGCCGGGCAGUCUUUCCCUCAACGCGGCUCUUUUCGGGUCGGUGUGCCUGGCGUCCCGGCUGCCUGGCGCCUUGCAUACCUUCACCAUGCUGAGCUGUGCCCUCCUGGUGUUCGCUCUGUGGCCCUGCCUGCUGCACCGCAUGCGGGAGAAGGCGGAGUGGAGCUUCCCGUGGGCAGCGGUGCUGGUGUGUCUGGCUGGAGUCGGGGGUCUGGGGAGCCUGUGGCCCGAGUGGGCUCUUCUCCUCUCGCUGGCUCUGUUAACGUUAACUUUAGUCUGUCCACUGUUGCUGGUCCACCUGCAGAGGCACAAGGACAACAUCCACGGUCCUUGGGACGAGGCAGAGAUUAGAGAGGACCUGUCCCGCUUCUUGAAUUGAAAAUGCAAGGUUUUCAGACAAUUUUAAAUGAUGCUUUUGAUAGACUCCCUUUUGGAGGGGUGAUUUUGAGUCUUUUGCACUUUUCUUAAAGAGAUAGCUCACCUAAAAAAUGAAUCAUCUGUCAUCAUUUACUCCUCUUCAUGUCAUUACAAACCUUGUACGGUUUGCUCUUUUCUGUGGAACAUGAAAGAAAAUGUUUUGAGGAAUAUUGAUAGCAGUUUUGUUUAUCUUUGACUUUCAUCGUACAGGUCUUUUGGAUUCCGCAGAAGAAAGUCUAAAAGUGUGAUUAAAUGAUGACAGAGGUUUUUUUUUUUGGAUAUGCUGCGCCUUUAAGCUCAGGGAAGAAUAGGAACAGUUACUGGGAAAUUUCAUUUAAUUUUGCCAGUAUAAAAUAAAACUAAAUUAUUAAAUGUAUGAGCCUCAAGAAAAUAUGUCUAGGUCACAUUUAACACAAAUUAAAAAGGAAAAUAAAGUAAGAUUGUUUUUCUUUUGCUUAAAGAAAAUGAACCCCUAAAAAUAGACUUUCUUAGGGAAAUAAUAUAAUUUAGAUUUUGUGGUAUGAUCUAGACAUGUUUUGUGAUUUUUAAAAUCAUUUAUAUGGAAGUAGGGAGUUCUUUUUAACAGUAUUUAUAUAUAAAUGCAUAUUCUGGAAUUGAUUGAUUGUGUGUGUGUGUGUGUGUAUAUAUAAUAUAUAUA
Messenger RNA from Onychostoma macrolepis, 1940 nucleotides. It is a transcript of the gene pigc, whose product is annotated as phosphatidylinositol glycan anchor biosynthesis, class C. The record is from RefSeq and is a predicted model, not a curated record. Gene Ontology annotation, biological process: GPI anchor biosynthetic process. The transcript has 2 exons. NCBI's taxonomy places the organism in Eukaryota, Metazoa, Chordata, Actinopteri, Cypriniformes, Cyprinidae. Gene Ontology annotation, cellular component: glycosylphosphatidylinositol-N-acetylglucosaminyltransferase (GPI-GnT) complex; membrane. The coding region runs from base 363 to 1244 and encodes 293 amino acids.